This is a messenger RNA of Racocetra persica, 429 nucleotides long. The record is from the annotation of a GenBank genome assembly. NCBI's taxonomy places the organism in Eukaryota, Fungi, Glomeromycota, Glomeromycetes, Diversisporales, Gigasporaceae.
CUUCAAACACUUAAACAAGUUAGAGAAUCUUGGAGUAAACGUAUAGCUAAACCUGUUAAGCAAUAUUCAAAAACAACAUUUUAUAGACAUGCAAAAAAUUUUGUAACAAUAAUCGAGAAUAAUUUCAUUCAAAGCACAAAAUCAAAUUUUCAUAAUCAAGAUCUUGUUAAAUUAAAAUCAGUAAAAUAUGUUGUCAAUAAUCAAAAUUAUUUUUCAAUUUUGAAGAGGACCUUGCAUAAAAAAGAACUAAAUAUAAAUUAUCAUCUACCCCGUGAAUAUAUUAUCACAAAUGAACGAAAUGACCUAACCCAAAGAAUGACUAAAGACAUUCCUAUCAAACUUGUUAAUAUAAAUACAAUGAUAACAGAUAAAGAAUUUGAUAAUAUAGUUGAAGAACCUGAUAAUGAAUCUAAUAAUUUAGAUUCUAAA